UCAGGCUGUGCCUGACAGCUGCUUCUCAAUUGGUGCUAAAGUGCCUGGAUUUCAUCCGCUGACCUUCAGAGUUGAUCUGUCUCACUGCACAGGGGAAGUGUCUUCACUGCAAAAGAUCCUUCUUGCGAAUAAGCCCAAUCUCCAUUUGGACUAGAAAGGCGACAUCAAAACCUGUUAGAAGCCAUAUUUAGCACUUCAUCCCUCAAGCACUCUGAAUGAGCCUUUGGUUUCCAAUGGGUACUCUUCCACCUCCUCUUGUCUUCACCUCUUGCUUGGCAUGCCUCAUCUUGAACGUCUACAGCCAGACGGCCAACAGUUUUGGGGAGAACCCCAUCUCUUUUGAGGUCCACGGCCAAGAUAAAGCUUACAGUCUUAUCCAGCCAGGCAUCUUCCUGGACACCAAAGUCGCCUCCAACCAGUCGGGCACCUUCCUCAGAGAUGCCGUCACUCCAGCCCCGCCGGUUUCCGUCAUGUGUGCAAAGCGGACUGAAAUCAGGCAUGCUUUUAAGUACAUCAACAGCUUUGUGUCCUGCACCAUCUUCCUGGUGGGUAUCAUCGGCAACUCCACCCUUCUCAGGAUCAUCUACAAGAACAAGUGCAUGAGGAGCGGGCCCAACGUGCUGAUUGCCAGCUUGGCUCUGGGGGACCUUCUCUACAUCCUCAUUGCCCUGCCCAUCAAUGUAUAUAAGCUGCUUGCGGAAGACUGGCCCUUCGGCGUCCACGUGUGCAAGUUAGUGCCGUUCGUACAGAAAGCCUCCGUUGGCAUCACUGUCCUCAGCCUCUGUGCUCUCAGCAUAGACAGGUACAGAGCGGUGGCUUCUUGGAGCCGAAUCCAAGGGAUUGGCAUCCCCAUGUGGAAGGCAGUCGAGGUGACUCUCAUCUGGGUAGUGGCCAUCAUCCUAGCCGUCCCGGAAGCCAUCGCCUUCGACCUGGUGAAACUGCCUUACCGUGAAGAGACCCUCUGGGUCUGCAUGCUGUCCCCCCAGCAGACGACCAGCUUCAUGGCGUUCUACAAGAAUGUGAAAGACUGGUGGCUCUUCGGCUUCUAUUUCUGCUUGCCUCUGGCCUGCACCAGCGUCUUCUACACACUCAUGUCCUGCGAGAUGCUGAGCCAGAGGAACGGCAUGAGGAUAGCACUCAACGACCACAUGAAGCGGCGCAGAGAAGUAGCCAAGACAGUGUUCUGCCUGGUGGUGAUCUUUGCCCUCUGCUGGCUCCCUCUUCACCUGAGCAGGAUCCUCAAGAAGACCAUCUAUAACCCGCAAGAUGUCGAUAGAUGCGAGCUUCUUAGCUUCCUCCUGGUCAUGGAUUACUUUGGCAUCAACAUGGCCUCACUCAACUCCUGCAUCAACCCAGUGGCUCUCUACUUUGUCAGCCGGAAAUUUAAGAACUGCUUUCAGUCAUGUCUGUGCUGCUGGUGCCAGAGACCAGCCCUUGGCAUUGUGCCGACAGAUGACAAAGGUUCGGUGGGUAAGUGGAAGACCAAUGGGCAAGUGCUGGGUCUCGACCGGAGCAGCUCUCACUUGAGCAACAAGUACAGCUCAUCUUAGGCGGAAGAACAAGAGAUCAAAGGUCAAUCAGGACAAUGGAGUUGACCAUCCUGAACUAGCCCUGGUUUCCCAGAGUCCCUCUUGAGUCCCUCUGGUUUCUUCACCUUCCUCCCACAAAAACUAAGAUACCAGCCAGCUCCAAAGGAAGCCACACUUGAAGGGGCACCUCUUGGACACCUCUUAUUCUCCUGGAGUUUCCUCUCUAAGAACUAUUCUUUUUUCCCCCUGUAAAUCAGAAGAAUUGCUCGGGCCAUCGAAGUUGCUGCCUUUAGCUCUAAAUUUUCCUGGACGUGUAAAGAGCCAUCAAGUCGCCACCAAAUUAUGGUGUCUUUCAAAGCGAGGGAGCUUUCAAGGCAUGUGAGAAGCAGAGGUGGUUUGUCACUAUCUUCCUCUGCAGAGGUGGUCUGGUGGUCACCCAUUCCUUGGUGGUCACCCAUUCCAAGUCCUGACCCUACUUAGCUUUUGAGAUCUGACAAGAAGGGGGUAUACCACACCACUUUCCCUCCUUUCCUGGAUACCAGUCUUUAAAAACCUGAACAUGACUGAGAAUCUUCUCCCUAGUGCAUUGAGAGGGAAUGGAAUGUCCAGCGCAGACAAUUACCUCAUUUCCUGAGGCCAGGUAUACAGAGCAGUAGCAGAGAGUCACUGUGUGGGGACAAGCCCCAGAGCUCAGCCAUUAUCAUCUCAUUUCCCUGCCUCCUCCAGUGACAAACAAGGUCCUUCUCCACUGUAGCCAGUGGUGGGAUCCAAAAAUUUUAGUAACAGGUACCCAUGGUGGUGGGAUUCAGACUGUGGCGU
Messenger RNA from Sphaerodactylus townsendi, 2348 nucleotides. Its product is annotated as endothelin receptor type B-like. Gene Ontology annotation, biological process: G protein-coupled receptor signaling pathway; vasoconstriction; regulation of blood pressure. Gene Ontology annotation, molecular function: endothelin receptor activity. The coding region runs from base 216 to 1550 and encodes 444 amino acids. The transcript is spliced from 8 exons. The record is from RefSeq and is a predicted model, not a curated record. Lineage: Eukaryota; Metazoa; Chordata; Lepidosauria; Squamata; Sphaerodactylidae. Gene Ontology annotation, cellular component: membrane.